Molecule: messenger RNA, 1278 nt
Organism: Aspergillus ochraceoroseus IBT 24754
Lineage: Eukaryota; Fungi; Ascomycota; Eurotiomycetes; Eurotiales; Aspergillaceae
Product: RTA1 domain-containing protein
Exons: 2
Coding region: 203-1060 (285 amino acids)
Cellular component (GO): membrane
Source: RefSeq, a predicted model, not a curated record
UUAACAUCAGGAUGGUUUCUCGGGUGCCUAGCCUAGUACCAUUGCGUUUGCAUAAGAGUUUCCGCUUGUCCGAAUAUUUCAAUCCGUGAACUGUUUAUACUACAAGUCAACUGGAAUCUCCGCUCAUCGACUGGCAUUGCAGAUUGAUAUUUGUGCUGGCGUCGAUUCGUCCUGAGAUUCACGAUUCACUUCAUCUCGAGCCAUGGACGGCCAUGCUCUCACCCCUCGCGGCGGCCUCGCCCCUUUUGAUUUGUAUCCAUAUAAUCCUUCCAAGACACUUGCGUGGGUUUUCCUCGUCAUCUUUGCGAUAGGUGGUGGCAUACAUUUGAUUUUGAUGUUCCCAUUACGAGCGUGGUUUUUCAUUCCUUUUGUUCUGGGCUGCGUUGGAGAGGCAUUUGGUUACUACGGUCGAUCGUGGUCACAUAACAACAUCCGCCUCGGCAGUCCAUAUCUUCUGCAGCUCAUGCUUCUCCUGGGAUCUGUCCCGCUGCUGGCGGCAACAGUAUACAUGACGCUGGGCCGCAUCGUGAGAGGCCUCAAUGCGGAAAAGUACACGGUCAUGCGGUCGACGUGGAUGACCAAAAUAUAUGUUGUCAUCGAUAUCGGAAGUUUUGUCUGCCAGAUGAUGGGCUCUGCGAUGCAGGGCAGUGGUGAUCCCAGCGGCGUCAAGACAGGCCAGACGAUAGUGAUCGCUGGGCUGGGGGUCCAGCUUGCUGCGCUUGGCUGGUUCAUUAUUGAGAGUGUCAAUCUUCAUCGUCGACUCAGCAACCAACCCACAUUCACGUCGAAAAGCCACUUGAUUUCCUGGUCCAAACCCCUCUGGGCAUUACACUGUGUGGCCGGGUUGGUUUUCUGCCGCAGUUUAUACCGACUGAUCGAGUUUCUCCAGGGCAGCGAGGGUAGCCUGAGCAAGCACGAAGCGUAUAUGUACGUCUUCGAUUCCGCUCUCUUGUCUAUCGCAGUCUUUGUCUUCGCUGCUUUCCACCCGGGGCGGCUGCUGCGGCAGAUUCGACGAUUGGGAUUAAAUUCGUUAGACGACACCGACGUGAUGUUGGAUUGAUAAUUUUGGAUUUUCCCCUAUUCACCAGGAUUUCAACGAUAUCGUCUCAUUAUUUAUGCCCAAGUUCUCCCCUUGGAAUUUUGUUCCUACCGAAGUGUUGGCAAGAUGGGGUUUUCGUAUCUUCGCGUUAUUAGCUCUAUAUCCUGGCAUCCGGCUGCACUGUUUACAUGAAGGAGAAAAUUCCAGUUUGUUUUUAGAAGAGUAUAAUGAAAUUCUCA